ACGCUCUGCAAACAUGCGUGACGUAUUUCCGCCAGCUGUUCUUGUUUCGCUCUAUUCUCCUAUUUUUUUUCUCGGGGUUCUGUAGAAUAGAUACCCACAGGACCAACCCGGAACCGAACUGAAACACCCGCGAGACCCGCUACCGGUCCGGGCCGACCCACGUUCCUGCCUGUUGGACUUGACCACUGCCGACAUCGAGCAUCUAGGUUGUGCCGGUCCCGGUCCCAGGCGCCCUGUUCGGUUAGAGAGAGGGAAAGGGGUCGGUGGGAGUCCGGAUGGAAAGCGCAGAUGGAGCGGACGAACCGGGACUCCGGCUCGGCUGCGUCGCCUUCAACCAAGACUCCACGUCUUUGGCCUUGGGGACGAGGGCUGGGUACCAGCUGUUCUCUCUUACUCUGGUGGAGGAGCUGGACUGCGUUCACAAGAGUGCAGACACACCAGGCAUCUACAUCGCGGAGCGCCUGUUCUCCAGCUCUCUGGUGGUAGUGGUGAGCUCCAACGAGCCACAGCGCAUGCACAUCUAUCACUUCAGGAAAGGGACGGAGAUUUGUAGCUACAGCUACCCACACCGCAUCCUCUCCGUCAAGCUGAACAGACAGAGGCUGGUGGUGUGCCUCCAGGAAUCCAUUUAUAUCCACAACAUCAAGGACAUGAAGCUGCUCCAGACUCUGUUCAACACUCCAUCCAACCCCUCAGGUCUCUGUGCUCUGUCUGUUUCUCAGUCCAGCUCCUACUUAGCGUACCCCGGCAGCGCCACGGACGGGGAGGUCAUCGUGUACGAUACCAAUAGUAUGAGCUCCUUGACAAAGAUCCCGGCCCAUGAUAGUCCUCUGGCAGCUCUAGCCUUCAGCGCCUCUGCCACCAACCUCGCCAGUGCCUCAGAAAGGGGAACCGUCAUCCGGGUCUUCUCGGUUCCUGAGGGUCAGCGUCUCUUCGAGUUUCGCAGAGGCAUGAAGAGGUAUGUCAGUAUAAACUGUCUAUGCUUCAGCCCUGACGGACACUUUCUCUGCGCUUCCAGCAACACAGAAACUGUUCAUGUCUUUAAACUGGACCCCCUGGGACCAAGCGGAGUGGAUGGUGCAGCCACCUGGACAGCUUAUGUGGGGAAGAUGUUCUCCGCAGCCAGCAGCUACCUCCCUGCUCAAGUGUCUGGUGUGAUGAGCCAGGACCGGGCUUUCGCCACUGCUCACCUGCUGUCGACCGGCCAGAGGAACGUUUGCACCUUGGUCCCGAUCCAGAAGCUUCUUCGGCUGCUGGUGGCCACUGCUGAUGGCCAGCUGUUCAUCUAUGACGUAGAUCCUCAAGAUGGAGGCGAGUGCAGGUUGGCUCACAGCCACAGGCUUACUGGGGUCGAUGACCUAAUGGACUUAGAGGGGUCAAAGGUCUCAGCUCAGGUUUCUCCAUCUUAUGCUGAAACUGCUGCCCUACCAGCCUCUAGUGUCGUUGCUGCAACUCUCACUGGCUACUCUGAAGAUGGUGGGGCUAAAAAGGGAGAGGUCAUUCCAGAGCACGAGUUUGCCACUGGACCUGUACGUCUAGACGAUGAGAACGAGUUUCCCCCUAUUGGUUCGUGCCACUGUGGGACCGGAAGUGGACAGAGGUGAUGCUCCUGAGAGGUACAGAUAAGCAGAGAGAAGACAAGAAGAGCGAAAAAGAACUGUUCUAGGAUUCCAACGGUUUCUUUGGUUUACAACUGAGCUCAACAGGAAGGUCUCCAUAACGCCGAGGAAGUAAAAACCAUCAAAGUAGAUGUUACAGAUGCAGCCUCUCGAAUCUGGCCCCUCCUCACGAUUGAUUCAAUCAAUUGAAUAUUUUAUCUGAUCACACAUGAAAGCAGACAUGGGGAACCUCGGUGAUCUCUGGACUUCACAAUCAGAUGUCUGUAUCUACCAGCAGGUUGUUUGGUCCUGCUCAACUACUGUUUGGUUCUCAGAUAUUCUCAGGUGUUUUUAGCUGGACGUCUGGGUUCAUUGUUCUGCUUGAGGACCCGUGGUCUGAGACUGAGACCAAACUUUUUUACUCUGUGUAGCACAUUUGCUCCAGAAGGUCUUAGUCUUGAGAUUUGAUUGGACGCUGAACAGAUUCCAGACUUCCUGGGUCAGAUGCAACAAAGUAGGUCCAGAACAGAACCGGGUCUCCUCCAAGUCCCCCUGUAGGCCCAGUGUUCUUAAAGCUGAUGUGAUUCAUUCAAUUCAGUUUAUUUAUAUAGGGAGCCUAAGUCUCCUCCCCUUCCGGUCGGCUCAUGGGUCCCCGGAAGAACGAAAAAAUGAAGUAAACGGGGCUAAAAACGCUAUUUUCUAAUCUGCUUUGCCUUACGUCCUGGAUCGCACAUAUGCUGUACUGCAAUUUAAAUGAAAAGUAAUGAUGGGUGUUUCGACCACGCCAGUCACGUACUUUCAAGAGAAAGAGAGAAUUUGAAGACACCUUCCAGUGCUACUUAGACACGUCAUCAGUGAAGAACCCGGGGUCAUGGGAUGUUUCGGGUCUUUAAUCUUCAUUCACCCUCACCCGGGCAACCCAGUUGGGGGUGAUCAGUCCCCAGCUUGUGUUCAAGUGGCCUAUUGCUCCACGGAUCCCCCCUGCGGAUCCACAGCCACCGUGAGGCCCUCUCUGCGGCCUCGAGGAUGGUUUUGGUGGCUUUCUUCAGUUGCAGUCCUCUUACUCCAAGGAGUUUGAGUGUUUGCAGUAGUGAGUGGCCAGCAAAGCCUCUGCACCCAACCUCGACAGGCUCACAGCGAACUUUCCAGCGAUUGUUCCGGCACUCCGAGCUCAGCUCUGCAUACUUGGCCCUCUUUCGCUCAUGGGUCUCUUCGAUACGGUCUUCCCAAGAGACUGUCAGUUCUAGGAUGACCACCUGCUUGGUAGACUCAGAUGUUAUCACCAUAUCUGGGUGGAGAGACAUAGCUGUGAUGUUUGCUGGGAACUUGAGCUGUCUACCUACAUCAACUUGAAACUGCCAAUUGCGAGCAGUAGAGAGAAGCCCCCCUUGGGAGCUGGGCCGGUGGUAUUGUGCCUUCUGCCCUGCUUUAGGUGAUAGCUUUUUGGGGAACUGCCUGGGUCUUGCUGUGCUGGAUUACUGUGCAGAUUGAAUCCGCCAAAGCUUUAAGCACCUGGUCGUGGCGCCAGCUGUAAUGUCCCUCCCCUAGCACGUUUGAGCAACUGCUUAAGAUGUGCUCCAGGGUGCCUCUCUUCUGGCACAGCUUACACUCAGGAGUGUCUGCCAGUCCCCAGGUGUGUUGAUUGGCUUGGCUUGGGAGGACGUCAUAGACGGACUUGACAAGGAAUUUGAUCCGAACAGGCUCGGCUUUCCAAAGCUCUGUUCAGGAGAUUCUGCGAGACUCAGCUUGUUCCCACCUGGUCCACGCUCCUUGUUUGGACAUGCCGGGCAUUUUGGUGCAGCGUUCUUCUUCCACCUCAGCUCAGAUCUUAUCCUGAAUCAGUCUGCACCUCUCUUUUCCCAAGCCAGAUUGUAGCAUGGCAUAGGAAAACAACCAAGACCUGCUUGUCCUGUUGAGUGAGUGAGAAGAGAGAUACAGAUAUUAUGCAGCCAGUGAUUAUCCCCUUUGCUAGUUGGUGCCAAGAGGAUGUUACUUGCCCUGAAGAGACUUGUGCGCUGAAGUUAUUGUAGUAGUCUAUAAUGAGAUUGCGGACCUUGACACGAAUAUGAUGUCUUACCAGUUUUAACCAGCUUGUGUGGAAUAGAUCCAUAGACAUUGGCCAGGUCCAGCAAGAUAACUGCCAGAUCUCCUUUGUCUUCCUUAGCCUCCCGGAUCAGCUGUGUCACCACCCCUGUGUGGUCCAGACAACCAGGUACUCCUGGAACUCCUCCCUUUUGGACUGAGGUGUCAAUGUAGUUGUUUUUCAGGAGGAAGUUUCAAACGCUGGGACACGAUCUUGAAGAAGAUCUUACUUUCAACACUGAGCAGCGAGAUGAUACAAAACUGUUCAAUGUUACAAGACCCCUCUUUCUUCGGGAUCCAAACUCCCUCAGCAUACCUCCAUUGUGCGGCAACUUUCCCUCUCCACCAGAUCACCUUCAUGAACUUCCAGAGUCGUCUCAGGAGCUUCAGACACUGCUUAUAGACUUUGGAAGGGAUCCCUCUGGGGCCAGGAGCAGAGCUAGAUCUUGCUGCUCUAACAACUUCUUCCAUCUCCUUCAGUGUUGGUUCUGCGCUGUUGAAUUGUGUCUCUGGUUCGGGAGGUGCUACCAACUCCCUACACGGUCCAAGGUUAAGGUCCCUCAUGAUGUCACAGAAAGUUGCGUGCAGAUGGUUGUCAAUUUCCUCUACCGGGCACACGAGGUGGCCACUUCGCUUCUGUCCCAGUAGUUUAUUGGUGAAGCCGAAGGGAUUGCAAAUGAAGGCAGCUUGUAAAGUUCAUAGUUAGCAUGACUACAAACUACACAUCAGCACGUCACCACAGAAUCUCCUCUCCCCUAGCGUAGCUGCUACUUACCAUAUGGCCAGAUUCAUGGUGGUUCUUUCCCCCCGAAGGAAGGAUUUUAAGUUUGCUAAACUUAGUCAUCUUCCCUCUGUUUUUCUCCGUGUCUGGUUCAGUGACACGAAUUUGUAGUCCUGGACUUAUUUUCACACAAAACCUUAAAUAAUGUUUCCACCUGUUAGAAAACAAAAGCGUUCUUGGUAUCAAAAUGCAUCUGUAAAAUUCACGGAUAUCAUUUAUGAAAUCCAUGGCACAUAACAAGCGGAAUUAGAAAAUAGCGUUUUUAGCCCCGUUGCAUUCAUUUUUUUGUUCUUUCGAAGACCCAUAGUCCUUAAGUAGAUGGGCGUGACUUAGGCUCCUUAUAGCGUCAAAUCAGGACAAGAGUCAUCUCAAGGCACUUCACAAAGUAAACAUCCCAGUACAGGCCAGGUUACUAAGCCAAUCAAUUAAAAGUUUCCUAUAUAAGGAAACUAGCAGGUUGCAUUGAGUCAUUGACUAGUGUCAGAGUCUUUACAGCAAUCUUCAUAUUAAGCAAGCAUUUAGUGACAGUGGAGAGAAAAACUACCUUUUAACAGGAAGAAACCUCCAGAGGAUCCUGGCUCAGUAUAAGCAGCCAUCCACCAUGACUCACUGGGGAUGGAGAAGACCGAGGUCCCAGAGGCUUUGGGACUGGUCAGCAUGGACUCUGGUUGAUGACCACCUCGUGUGGAUGUGAUGUAAUAAUGUGUGUGAGAUAACGCUGCUCCUGAAGCUAUUCUGCAUCCACAAGUUUAGCUUUUAAACAUUAACUGUGACCCGAGUGAGAAACUGGGGGAAAUAGUUUGUCUAACAAUCGUAGGUGCAUGCUGCAGAGGUGGCAUAACCAUAUAACAUUUUUACUCAAUAAAUAUCUUUCUAUUCAUUUGCAUUAUAGUAGCAGCAGCCUGGAUUCCUAUUAGAUUACAUAUCAUUUGUUUUGGGUUGUGUAAGAUUUGACUUGUAUUCUGUGUUUGUGCGUGUGUCUGCUGGUGGAAAGGUGAUUUUUUUUGUGCCUGAAACCUUUAAAAGUUAAGCGUUUUACUGAAUACCCAAAACAGGAAAAAAAAACUAACAGAAAGAACAAACUCAGAGUAAGACUGAACCUAUGCAAAACUCUGUUGUGUUAUUUUGUGCAUCUGAUGAAUCAAUAAACAGUUGUGCUGAUGUUUA
Nothobranchius furzeri (turquoise killifish) is the source of this 5628-nucleotide messenger RNA. It is a transcript of the gene wipi1, whose product is annotated as WD repeat domain, phosphoinositide interacting 1. The record is from RefSeq and is a predicted model, not a curated record. Gene Ontology annotation, cellular component: extrinsic component of membrane; phagophore assembly site membrane; cytosol. Lineage: Eukaryota; Metazoa; Chordata; Actinopteri; Cyprinodontiformes; Nothobranchiidae. Gene Ontology annotation, molecular function: phosphatidylinositol-3,5-bisphosphate binding; protein binding; phosphatidylinositol-3-phosphate binding. Gene Ontology annotation, biological process: protein lipidation; nucleophagy; autophagy of mitochondrion.